UCAGCAACUGGUCGGCGACAAAAACGACGACGGGCCGCGAAGAAAGAUGGUCAGUAGGGCAGGCGUUUCUUCUUGGCUGCGGCCACUGGUAGUGAUAGUGUGUUUCGGCCUAGUGAUAAAUUUCACGCUGGCCAACAGUCCAGCUAGCACCACCGCGUCCGAUGCGACGACUGUCACCGAAGAAAGUGCAACCGAAAGCGACCGGGGCGAUGAUGGCUACCAUAAUCAGACGAUGAUUAGCAGUGAUAGUGACAGUUUAGGUGCUGAUAUCGGCAACCAGUCCAGCACGACGCAGCUGCCGGUGAAGGUGGGCGUAGUACCACGGAGAAAGCCGCUGUUUUCUACCGGAAACCGCCUCUGGGAUGCGCUGAUUGCCGAGUGUCUCCGAAAGCCGACAUUUGCAUGCAUCCAGAAGAAUGUAUACAGUUUCUUGGGCGAGUCGCUGGACGUUGGCGAUUUCAACGUCAGCAAUCGGCUGAUGUUCGUCAAGAACCGGGUCGAUUACACCAAGUACACCCGCGAGGCGAACGAGGACGAUCAUCAUGAGGCUGAUAAUGAGAUACCGGAUGCGAGAGCAGACUACCAGCCGACGUCCCCGAUCGAGGAAGUCACCACGGCACUGCACGGCAAAACGCUGAAGUUCAUGCUGACCCACGAUGUCAACGUGCGCCUGCCGGAGAUCAUGUUCGACGGGGCGGUCCUACGCAUCGAACCGCGUGCCAUCGAGGGCAACGGAAUGGUCGCCAAGAUGGAGUUCAUCCCGCGCACCGCACUCCAGUCCAGGGGUAUAACAGAGCCGAGGAUUCUGUUCAAGAAAAUUAAAAAACUAUUCACCGGUAAACUACUACUGGCCUUCCUCGGCGUAAUUCUGGUGCUGAAGAUCAUCAAAAUCAAGAUCAUGUGGCUAUUCCCGCUGCUGGUCGGCGUCGGAACGGCCAAAAAGCUGAUCCUGAAGUUCCUGCUGUUCCUGUUCCCGGCACUGUCGCACAUCUUCAAACUGUGCUCGUACUACCACGAAUCCUACCACAAGCCGAACUUCCACCAUCACCAGCAUCACAUCAAGCAUUUGCACUCGUUCUAUGCACCGCACGAACAUGGUACCAUCACUGCCAACCUACCGGAGCUGAUCUACACCAAGCCACCCCGGGGACACCCGUCGGAAUACAUCCACGGAGCACCGGUACCACCGCACUCACACUUCCAGCCCGACUUCCACUACGAAUCGUCCGGUGUCGGACUAGGAUCCGAGUUCAUUAGCGAUAGAAACUCUUACGUAGACACCUCAUUCAAACCAAAGUACGAGGACUUGAAUGAUAUCAAUGCAUGGGGUUUGGGCACUGGUUCAACAACAGCACAACCACAACCACCACCACCACCACCACUACCAUCAUCAUCAUUCUCUUCACCACUCUACGGUAGUAGUUACAGUAAAAGCAGCAAUGUAAAUCCCCUCACGCAUCAUCAGCCAAGAAUUUCUGGCCCGAAACCGGUAUAUGGACCACCAUCGUCAGGCUUCUCGUCGUUUGCCUCCAAGCGAACUCCGACCGGAGCGGCCACUUCGAUUGCAGCCUCGUACGUGUCCGCCCCGGCCGGUUUGACAAUGACGGCGGAGGAACAAAUGAUUCGAGAGGCCCAGCGGCAGGAGGCUUACAGGAUAGCCCAGGAGCAGAGGCUGAUCGCGAAACAGCAGCAGAUCAUCAAUCAGCAGGCCUUCAUGCAGGAGGGCGUCACACCGCGGCCAGUCGAUCCGUUCUACAGCCCGAUCCUGCAGCGGAUGGACAAGGUGUUCAAUUCGCUCGGAAUCUUGGACGAAAACUGCCGCGAACGGCUCGUCUGUGCCAUGUACAAGACCCCGGCUAAAUUCAGUCCACACAGUAACUACAUCUCGGCGGAACUGAGCAGGUGA
Messenger RNA from Topomyia yanbarensis, 1906 nucleotides. RefSeq lists its product as uncharacterized. Lineage: Eukaryota; Metazoa; Arthropoda; Insecta; Diptera; Culicidae. Bases 47 to 1906 code for a protein of 619 amino acids. The transcript is spliced from 7 exons. The record is from RefSeq and is a predicted model, not a curated record.